Messenger RNA from Necator americanus (New World hookworm), 540 nucleotides. RefSeq lists its product as uncharacterized. Bases 1 to 540 code for a protein of 179 amino acids. Lineage: Eukaryota; Metazoa; Nematoda; Chromadorea; Rhabditida; Ancylostomatidae. Gene Ontology annotation, molecular function: nuclear receptor binding; protein phosphatase binding; alpha-catenin binding. Gene Ontology annotation, biological process: cell-cell adhesion; canonical Wnt signaling pathway; positive regulation of transcription by RNA polymerase II. The record is from RefSeq and is a predicted model, not a curated record. The transcript has a single exon. Gene Ontology annotation, cellular component: cytoplasm; catenin complex; adherens junction.
AUGAGUGUAGUUGAGGUGCAUUUGCGUACGCGCUCGAAAUGGCGCGGUGGAGGCAGCAUUGGGAACCAAGAUGGGACCGUCGCAAACUACAGCGACGGGUGCUGCCAGCAAGGAUUUCACCACGCUCCUAGCCACUACGCUCCACCGAAGCGCCUCGAGAGAAGCUGCGUACGCAAUUGCGUACGCAGUUUCUCUCGAGGCGCUUCGGUGGGUAUAUAUCGUGUUUAUCGGGAAGCAGAAUCGAUGCAUACCGAAACUCGUUCGUCACGUAUUCGUGCUGCAAUGUUUCCUGAUAACGAAGCUGGGCCUUCAUCUGAUGUUCCUCUCAGAAGCACUACAAUAGAACUGAUGUCUGCUCCUGCUCGCGAAUUGAAUACAGCAGUAUUAGAUCUGCUUUAUUUUGAAGGUACUACCAACAUCAGUACUCUGCCUGUUCCACACUUUAUUGAUCUUAUGUCCGAUCGCGAUGAGACUGUUGUUGCACGAGCUGUGGAAAGGGUUUACCUUCUUUCCAAAGAGGACAGCAGUCACCAGUACUAG